AUGAAGUUCACCGGAAUCGCCUUCUCCCUCGCCUUUGCUGGUGUUGUCUCCUCUGCGGCUCUGCCCCCUGUCGGUCUCCCUAACAUGUCCGGCCCUGAGGGAGCCAUUGGUAAGCUCGAGGGUCAAGCCGGUAGCAUCAUCACCGGCGCUGUCAAGCGCCAGACCCAAGGAAUCAUGGAUACUGUUUCCGAAAUGACCAAUAGUCUGCAUGGUGUUAAGCGUCAGCUUCAAUAUCUCCAGCCCAUCACCGAAAGUGUGGCUAGCUCCAUGAACGGCGGUACUGGUGUUGUUGGCAGUGCCGUGGGCACUGUUGAGACCACUGUCGGAGGUGCCGCCGGCACCGCUGAGAACAGCGUCACUGGCGUCCUUGGUGCUGCCAAGCGCCAGAUGCACAAUGGCGACGAGAAGGUCGAGGGCCCCUUGCACGAGGUUGAUGUUUUGCGCCGACAGGAUCCCAUUCAGCCCAUCUCUGAGGGUGUUGCCAGCACUUUAAACGGUGGAGCUGGUAUCGUUGGUGGUGCUGUUGGUACGGUUGAGACCACUACUGGCGGUGUUGCUGGCACUGCCGAAAAUACUGUCGCCAAUGGCCUGGCUCACGUCAAGCGUCAAUUCGGCAACCUUCCCGCCACCAUGCAGCAGACCGGUACUGAUGUUCUCGCUGGCCUCAGCGGCAACCCCAGCGGCAUCUAUGGUGCGCUUGCCAACCUCCAAAUGAUUGUUGCCGCCGGCAAGCUUAACCCCUCCGACAUCAACGACCCUACUGGUGCCGUCCAGCGCGUCAUUGCCAACCUUGCGGUCGCAUAA
This is a messenger RNA of Penicillium manginii, 804 nucleotides long. RefSeq lists its product as uncharacterized. The coding region runs from base 1 to 804 and encodes 267 amino acids. The record is from RefSeq and is a predicted model, not a curated record. Lineage: Eukaryota; Fungi; Ascomycota; Eurotiomycetes; Eurotiales; Aspergillaceae. The transcript has 4 exons.